GUCAGAUGGCGGAGCAACUGUCUAGCAAAAGGUCAACCUAUGUCGUACCUCCUCUGGCUAUAGAUAGUACACAAGAUGGCUAGAGAUGUAAGCAAGAAGUCGAAGAAGGGCCCUGUUGCAGGAUAUGGUCCAAAAUAUCCUGGAUUCGGUCUUCCAAGAGUACGUAAUGACCUUGGUGCUGAAAGUCCGAACUGGAGGGAUCAUUCGAAGGAGUUACAAAAGAAGACUGCUGAACCACUGUCAUGUUCUCAAUUUCUUAGCAAUGGGUGGGUUGAGUAUGAAGUUGAAAAGUCAGAAAUGAAAACCAUCGGUGGUGAUUCUGUUGAGAUAAUAGGACAAGACCUUCUGAGUGAAGAUCAAGGUAAAUUCAUUAAUGGUGCAAUUAUGACUGCUGUGUGUCACUGGUUCUUGAUGUACUCAUCCAUAGACUAUUUGAUCAAUGCUGACAAAUGGAUAGAAUUACUGAAACAACAUACGGCCUCAGAUUAAAGAUGAUCGAUUAAUUGUUUCGUGUUCAAUCAUUGUUCUGUUUUUUUCAUAAUUAUUGUUAAUUAUUUUGUGUCAUUAACGCGAUCAUUAAUUUAAAAACAAAA
This is a messenger RNA of Halichondria panicea, 593 nucleotides long. RefSeq lists its product as uncharacterized. Bases 76 to 489 code for a protein of 137 amino acids. NCBI's taxonomy places the organism in Eukaryota, Metazoa, Porifera, Demospongiae, Suberitida, Halichondriidae. The record is from RefSeq and is a predicted model, not a curated record. The transcript is spliced from 5 exons.